GCCAUUGACGCUAUCGGACCAAUGGCGGACGAGCAUCAUAUGCUGCUACGUCAUUGGCUCAUGAAAACUGACUUUACUCCGGCCCCCGGCGGCGGCGCCGGAGAACCCAAAUGGACUCUCGAAAGGAUUCUCGUCAGUCGUCACUCGUCAGUCAGUUCCCGAUGUGUUUAUAUCUAGUACACGCUAUGCAGUAAGACCUUGGCAAUAUUGAAGUUAUUUAGUCGAAAAAGCAUCAUCUCGAGCGAGAAGUAUUGAGCAACUCGAAUCAUUCCACGUGAUUGUUAUAAGCAAUUUGAACUCGUGUAUAUAUUCGCUGUGUGCACGAAAAGUGCAGCAACACUGUCGGCUUUAUCGAUUGGUCCCGCCAAGCGUCGCCCCCAUAUAACAACUCGGCGGCUUCCACGAAGUGACCAGUUGUCUUGUGUGAUUGUUUGUUCUCGAGGAGCGGAGGAGAACCGUGUGCUUCUUUCUUCUACUUAUCGUGCAGACGCACAAGUGCAUAUUCUCGAGGAGUCAUACUUUGUUUUGAAUACAAGGUAGUCAAAGUUUAUCUGAAGGCUCAAAAGAAUAAUUGUCAGAAUGGCUGAUUCGUCGUACGAGAAAAAUUUGACCGAGCUUUCUAAAAUGAAGGUGGCUGAUCUGAAAGCUGAAUUGAAACAAAGGGGACUGCCAAUUACUGGAAACAAGAAUGAGUUAGUAGAACGUCUUCAGUUAGCAAUUCAUGAUUCAUCACUUUCUCUUGAUGAAACAACCGAUGAAAUCUUGGAUGAAGAUGCAGUAUUGGGGGAUGAAGAAAUAGAGACUGAAGAACUGGCUACAAAACCCGAUUCACAAGCUACUCCAGAGAAGAGAAAACUAUCCACUGAUGAGAACAAUACUGCUACAAAGAAAAUUAUACUAAACAGAAAGAAUAUCAUCGAGGAGAUCAAAGUUGAUACGGAGAAAAAAAUUGAAGCAAGUAAAGAAGAAACUGAAAAAGAAGAACCUGAGAAAAAGGUUAUAAAAUUAUCUGAACUUAGCACCAAUGAGCGGUUAGAAAUGAGGGCAAAAAAAUUUGGUGUACCCUUGUCAGAAACUGCAAAGAAGGAAGCUCGCGCAGCAAGAUUUAACAUUACUUCAGAUAAUACAACUAAUAAUAGCAGUAAGUCAGCAGCAUCAAUCAAAAGCGCACCAGUACAUACAUCCUAUGAAGUACUGAAGAAAAGAGCAGAAAGGUUUGGUACUAAUGUUUCAACAAUUUUGGACAAGGCGGAACUAGAAGACAAAAUUGAAAAGCGCAAACAGAGAUUUGGAGAAGUGAAACCUAUUGAGAAAGUAGUUCCAACGAAAAUCAAACUUGUUAAAUGAUACUCAGUUAUAUACACUAAGUCAGUACUUUAGAUUAUGAUCCAUUUACGUUUAAGUUGUUCAUUUUUUUUUUUUUUUCAAUAAAUUGACACAUGAUAUGUACAUAUUACAAUUUUUAUGUAAUAAGAGACCAAAAAGGCAUAAGGUACAAAAUACAAUACGUAAAACAACUUUCAUUUAAAAAAU
Nasonia vitripennis (jewel wasp) is the source of this 1533-nucleotide messenger RNA. Its product is annotated as SAP domain-containing ribonucleoprotein. Gene Ontology annotation, biological process: poly(A)+ mRNA export from nucleus. The transcript has 6 exons. The coding region runs from base 580 to 1347 and encodes 255 amino acids. NCBI's taxonomy places the organism in Eukaryota, Metazoa, Arthropoda, Insecta, Hymenoptera, Pteromalidae. The record is from RefSeq and is a predicted model, not a curated record. Gene Ontology annotation, cellular component: nucleus.